CAGUCCUUACAGCACUAGCAUUUACUCACUACCCUGCAUCCAGCCCACACUUCACCUACUACAUCUCUGUGGUAUCAGGCACUGACUGUUUGAUUUUGAUACACAUCACAUUUUCUGCCAUGGCUGAAGCCGGGUACUCGGAGGACCAGUGGGAAGUGGAGGCUUCUGAAGAUGAAUUUGGAGAAAUCAUAAAGAGUCGAUCAGAUGAAAGGGAGGACAUACAAAAGAAAACUUUCACAAAAUGGAUAAACCUACAGUUUGCUAAGGCUGGGAGACCCCCUAUUGAUGACCUGUUCACAGACCUGUGUGAUGGCCGUCGUCUUCUGGAGCUUUUAGAGAGUCUGGCUGGACAUGAGCUGGUGAAAGAGCGUGGCUUCACCAGAGUGCACUCACUCAAUAAUGUCAACAAAGCACUGCAGGUCCUUCAGAAGAACAAUGUUGAACUGGUGAAUAUUGGUGGAGCUGACAUUGUUGAUGGGAAUCAUAAAUUGACUUUGGGACUCAUCUGGAGCAUUAUUCUCCACUGGCAGGUGAAGGAUGUGAUGAAAGAUGUGAUGGCAGACCUAAAACAAACCAACAGUGAAAAGAUUCUGCUGAGCUGGGUUAGACAAUCCACCAAGAAUUACCCACAAGUCAAUGUGGUUAACUUCUCCAGCAGCUGGGAGGAUGGUUUAGCCUUCAAUGCUCUCAUCCACAGCCACAGGCCGGAGCUGUUUGACUGGGCUGUGGUGGAUCAGAUGGAUAAGGCUAUUGAAAGGUUGGAUUAUGCAUUCAGUGUUGCUGAGAGGCAUUUGGGCAUUGAACGCCUGCUCGAUCCUGAAGAUGUGGCCACUGCUCAUCCAGAUAAGAAGUCUAUAAUUAUGUACGUCACCUCCCUGUUUCAAGUCCUGCCUCAUGGUGUGAGUAUGGAAGCCAUUCAGGAGGUUGAGACUCUUCCUCGAACUGUAGUAACGAAAGAGGAACGCUUCCACUUUCAAACACAGCAGCGCUAUUCUCAACAGAUCACAGUCAGUGUCGCCCAGAGUCAGGUAAGAAGUCCAUCUCCUUCAAGUAAGCCACGCUACAAGAGUUAUGCCUUCACUCAAGCUGCAUAUGUGAAGACCCCUGAACUGAAAAGAAAGACCCCUGUCACACAGUCACCGGAAAGACCGGAAGAAACGUGGCCCACCCUCAGUCCUCUCCCUCAGGGCUCAACCCAGCUGGAGAGUUACCAAAGUGCCCUAGAAGAGGUGCUGACAUGGCUUCUGUCCGCUGAGGACGGCCUGCAGGCUCAGCCACCUAUCUCCUCUUUUGUGGAAGAGGUGAAAGAGCAGUUUCACACUCAUGAGGGCUACAUGGUUGAGUUAACCUCUCAUCAGAGCAGUGUGGGUAGAGUACUGAAGGCAGGGAGCAUCCUGCUGGCCGAGGGUCAGCUGUCCGAGGAAGAGGAGAGUGAAAUCCGGGAACAGAUGAACCUUCUAAACUCUCGCUGGGAACAUCUCCGUGUGGCCAGUAUGGAACGACAAAGCAGGCUUCAUGAAGUUUUAAUGGACUUGCAGCACCAGCAGCUGAAGCAGCUUACGUCCUGGUUGGAUGUAACUGAAGCUCGAAUUAAACGUAUGGGAGCGCAGCCGUUAGGUCCUGAAAUAGAGGACGUGAAACACCAAAUAGAAGAGCACAAAUUGUUGCAAGAGGAUCUGGAGAUGGAGCAGGUACGAGUGAACUCUCUGACACACAUGGUGGUAGUGGUGGAUGAGAGCAGUGGAGAUAGUGCCACUGCUGCACUGGAGGAGAAACUACAGAACCUGGGAGAGCGAUGGGCAGCAAUCUGCAAGUGGACAGAGGAGCGCUGGCUUCUUCUUCAGAAGAUUCUGCUGAGUUGGCAAAAUUUUACUGAGGAGCAGAUUCUGUUUGAUGCCUGGUUGACACAGAAGGAACAAUUACUUAUUUCCAUCCAAAGCAGCACCGACUCCAGUGAUGUGGCCGCUAACCUCAGAAAGCUGGCUAUUCUGAAAGCAGAUCUGGAGCUGAAGAGGCAGACCAUGGAUAAGCUUUGCUCCCUUGUUCAAGAUCUGUUAACCAACAUCAAAAAUAAAGAGGCAGCAGGAAAACUUGAAGCGAGAUUGGAAAGGUUUGCUCAGCGGUGGGACAAACUGGUGCAGUCACUCAAUCUCACCAGUACCAAGUUUUCAACCACUGUAACUACAUCUCAAUCUGAAGUUCUGCAGACAACUGUGGAAACUAGAGUCACCACUCAGCAGAAAAAGAUACUGAAGCAUGCUAAGGAGGGUCUGGCAACCCCUCCUCCACAGAAGAAGCGCCAGAUUGUUGUUGACUCAGAGCUUCGCAAAAGGUUUGAUGUGGACUUCACUGAGAUUCAUAGUUUUAUGACACGCUCGGAGGCCAUCUUGCAGAAUCCAGAAUUCUCAAUUUCACGCAAAGAGGGCAGCGUGGCAGACCUUUAUGAUAAAGUCUUGGCAAUUGAUAAAGAAAGACCAGAGAAAUUCAGGAAGUUGCAAGAAGCGACGCGCUCGGCUCAGGCACUAGUAGAUCAGCUCACAAGUGAUGGGCAGCAUUCGGAUGACAUUCAGCAAGCUGAACAGCAGUUGCGUGCCCGGUGGGUUGAUUUCUGUGCUCUUCUGGCAGAGAGGCUGGCAUGGCUGGCCUACCAGACCAAAGUACUGGCAUUCUACAAUCUCUUCCAGGAACUGGAGCAAGCUGUAGCCAAUUCAGAAAACUGGCUGAAAGUGCAGCAGCCCCCGGCCUGCGAGCCAGAGCCACUGAGGAUCCAACUUGAACGCUGCCGGGAUGAGAUAGCACGCAUGUCUGCACUUCAGCCACAAGUGGGGAAGCUACAUGAACAGCUUCAAGAGCUGCAAGAGAAAGAGGAAACGCCAGUUCUCUUUGAUGCUGAUAUAACUGCAUUACAGGAGCACUACCACAAAGUUCUUGCAGACUUAAAAGCAAGAGAAAAACAGCUUGUAUUAGUGCAGUCUAGUCUUCCACCUGCACGGUACAAAGAUGUGAUGGCAGCUCUUAUGGCCUGGCUGCAGCAGUGUGAGGCCAAACUCGCUCUUCCCUCCACAGCAGUAACUGAGUACUCAGUCAUGGAGCAGAGGCUCAAAGAUAUGAUGGCAAUACAGGCGUCCCAGCAAGAGCAGCAAUGUAAAGUAGACGAUCUAAACAAGAUGGCUGAACAGGUCUUCCAGACGGCUCCACCUGAUAUGUGUCAAAAGUAUCGUAUUGAAUUGGAUAAUGUAAUGGCACGCUGGAGACGGAUAAGUGAACAAGUGGAGGAAAAUAUACAGAAACUGCAGGAGCACAUGGCCAAGUUGCAGCAGUUCCAGAACGACACAAAAACCCUGCAGAAGUGGAUGGCUGAUGUUGAUGUUUUCCUGAAUGAAGAGUGGCCAGCUUUAGGAGAUUCUGAAGCUCUGGAGAAACAGCUGGAGCAGUGCACAGCCUUGGUAAAUGACAUUCACACUGUCCAACCAAGUCUGAAUGGAAUCAAUGAGGUGGGUCAGGCCUUAAAGAGGGAAGCAGAGACACCAUUUGCCAUCAAAAUCCAGAGGAUGCUGGAUGAGCUCAAUGCUCAGUGGGAGCUCAUCUGCAAACAGGCCUAUGCAAAAAAAUCUGCCCUGAAAGGCGGACUGGACAUGACGGUUAGUUUAAAGAAGGAGAUGCAGGAGAUGCAGGAGUGGAUCACACAGGCAGAAGAAGAUUAUCUGGAGAGAGACUUCCAGUAUAAAACACCUGAAGAACUCCACAAAGCAGUGGAUGAACUAAAGAGAGCUCAAGAAGAAGUCCAUCAUAAAGAAAUCAAAGUCAACUUACUGACAGAUAAAGUGAUGAAUUUCAUUGCUAAGGCUCCACCAGCAGCUCAUGAUGCCCUAAAGACAGAACUGGACGUUCUGACCUCCAACUACCAUCGGCUGUGUAGCCGGCUCGAUGGGAAGUACAAGACACUAGAGGAGGUUUGGGCUUGCUGGUGUGAACUGCUGUCCUAUUUGGAGCAGGAAAAUGCCUGGAUGGAUAUCCUAGAGAAGAAACUUGAUGAGACAGAGAAUUUUCAAGGGGGCGCAGAUGAGAUAGCAGAAGCUUUGGCUUCUUUAGAUAUGAUGAUUAGGGAGCAUCCUGAGUAUAAUCGAAACCAAAUCCGAGAGUUGGCCCAGACCCUUAUGGAUGGCAGGGUACUCCAUGAGCUCAUUCACAGAAAGGUAGAGGACUACAACAUUCGUUGGGAUGAACUUAUGCAAAGGGCAUUACAAAGACAACAACAGCUAGAGAAGAGUUUGCAGUGGGCUCAAGAAAAUGACAGAACUUUACGACUAAUCCAGGAUUCUCUGAACACAACUGAUCGUCAUUUAACUGCAUAUCUUGCAGAUGGUAUAGAUGCUGCUCAAAUACCUCAAGAAGCUCAGAAAAUUCAGACUGAGCUGGGUGGUCAUGAGGUGACUCUGGACAGUAUGAAGAAAAAGGCCAGUGAAGCAGAUGCAUCAGAUAAAGUGAUGGCAGAGAUUGAUGCAACAUAUGAUAAACUGUUGGAGGUAAAAGCAAAGUUUCGGCUUUUCCAAAAGCCAGCUAACUUUGACCAGCGAUUGAAGGAAUGUGAGCAGGUGCUGGCGGAAGUGAAGGGUCAGUUGGGGGUGUUAAAUAUCGGCAGUGUGGAGCAGGAAGUGGUGCAGUCCCAAUUGGAGCAGUGCAUGAAGUUAUAUAAAAGUCUGAGUGAAGUGAAAUCGGAGGUGGAGAUGGUAAUUAAGACAGGAAGGCAAAUAGUGCAGAGACAACAGACCGAGCAGCCCAAGGAGUUAGAUGACCGUUUGACAAGUCUUAAACUUCUCUACAAUGAUUUGGGUGGACAGGUGACAGAAGGAAAGCAGGAACUGGAAAAGAGUCUGAAGUUAUUGAGGAAAUUUAGGAAGGAGGUGAAUAGUCUGACAGAGUGGUUAGCAGCUACUGACGGAGAACUGACUCUCAGGUCAUCAGUGGAGGGGAUGCCCAAUGACCUGGAGGCAGAGUUGGUCUGGGCCAAGGCCACACAGCAGGAUACGGAGCGACAUGUGGCCCAACUCAAUUUAGUAAGAGAGCUAUCAGAGGCUCUAAAGGAGAUGCUGAAAGGGCAGGAAAGCCUGAUAGACGACAAGGUCAGCCUUCUGAACUGCAACUGGAUUGCUGUGACGUCGCGCAGUGAACAGUGGCUGAAUUUGCUGUUGGAUUACCAGAGUCAGCUGAAAACUCUAGAUCAGAAUGUCACACAUAUUAAUGCCUGGAUGGAUUCAACUGAGGCUCAGUUGGACAAGAUGGAAGUUCAAGGCUGCAAUGAGCAUGUUCUCAAGGGUCUGCAAGCUGAGCUGGAAGAAAUGCGUGUAAAAGUGGAAGCUGUCCAGAAUCUAGCGGAGGACCUUAUUAAGAACAGAGGAGAACACUGUAAAGCUCAAGUGGAACCUAAGUUGCAUCAGCUUACUCAACGCUUUGAGAUGGUGGCCAAAAGGAUGUUAAAUGCACAGGCCUCAUCCCAAGAGUUAGAAGAUUAUUACAGACAAGCUAAUAUGUGGCUGCAGCUGCUGGAUGAAGAGAUACAACUGGGGGAAAAUAUCAAGGAAGAUGAUUUUCUUGAGGAACCAGCAGCUGAUGAAAAUGCACUGAAGGAGCUCUUUCAGAGAGGAGAGAAUCUACUGAGGAGAACCACAGAUCCAGAUCAUGGGACUGUUCAUGAAAAGCAUACUAUGCUUCAUGAUAAAUACAACACCCUGAAGGCUCUGAGAGCCGUAAGGAGGAAGCGGGCCCUUUCUCUUGCUCCUCAGUGGAAUCAGUUCUGUAAGAAAUCAGAUGAUAUGAUGCAAUUUCUUGACAACAUUGAGAAGAAGGUGACAGAGCUGCCUGAUCCUGCUGAAGAAUUAAUAGUGAAGGAGAUUGGGACUAAGAUUGAAAGGCAGCUCCCUGAACUUGAAGAGGUUCGGAGACUUGGCCACAUGCUCUCAGAAGGUGGCAUGAUCAAGCUUGUGGAGCCACGGCUGAUUCCCAUUAAUAAAAGAUGGGAGCAGCUUGACAUUAAAUUUGCACAAGUACGACACAUGAGUGAAGUGCAGGAUCUGCUGCGGUGCAUUGCUGAAAAUGAAGCACGGCUGAACUCGCCUGUAUGCUGCUCUGCUGCAACGGAAAACCUUCCCCAACAAGAAAAGUGUCUGAAGGAAGUGAAAUAUAAUCUGGAGAAGCUUGAGACUCAAGUGGAAGAAACUUUAGACAGAAACAAAAGGCAGCUUCAGGAGAAUCUACUGACUCAGCUCCUCAGCACUAACUGGGACAACCUGAAGAAGCUCUAUGAGGACAGACUGCUACAUUUUGACAAAUGCAAGACAUUUAGCAAUGAUAUAAACGCUCUUCAAGACUGGUUGACUCUUGCAGAGAAAUCAUUAGCACUGCAUGAAGAAAACCCAGAGCUGAGCAGAAGAGAAAUCAAGGAUCUGCAGGAAGAUUUGGAGAAGCAGGAGGCAGCAGUCAAAGGGCUAAAUGUUCUGGGUCAACACCUGGUUCUGCAGAGUAGAAAAGAAGAUGGAGAUCACAUUAAACAGCUGCUUGGUUCAGUUAAUACUCGCUGGGCCAAAGUGUUCAAGCAGCUGACUGAAAUCAGAAGAAGAUCUGCAGGGGCAAACAUUGUAGUUGCUGAGCUUCAUGAAGAUGUGAGAGAGUUUCAGGCUUGGCUGGAUAAAGCAGAGGAUGUCGCUGCUUUGCCUGUACAACCAGACCAUCGAGAGCAGCUCACCACCGCCUUAGAAAAAGUGCAGGCUCAGGUAACAGACUUGCCAAGUAGAAAGCAGACCUUACAGAAAAUGAACACCAAAGGUUCAUCCCUCCCUGCUGAUAAAAGCAAACCACUGGAGAACCAUUUAAGGGUUAUAAAUAUGCGAUGGGCUAAGGUUUCUUCUGAUCUGCCUGAGAAGCAGCGACAGAUCGAAGAUCUGCUGAGAAAUUUAAAUUUAUACCAGGAGCAACUCUUCAAGCUUUCCACCUGGGCGUCCACAACUAGGUAUCAGCUGGAACAGUCACCUGGAGAUGUUGACCAUAAGGUUGAUGAUGACGUUCAGUCCAAGAAGCCAGAGGUGGAAGCAGUUUUAGCUAAAGAGAAACCACCAGUCCAGCCUGAAAGGGGACAAUUUGAUGCUCUUAAUGUAGAUUGGAUAGCCAUUAACAUGAUACUUAAGGAAUGGAAAAAUAAGUGCCAAGUUGCCGGUUUAACAGGCAGUGCCCCAGGAGAUGCCUCAGCACUUGAUCAUUUUAAUAAAUCCUGGGCAGAACUUAACAACUGGCUGUCUCUGCUGGAUCACAUGCUUCUGUCUCAGAGAGUGUUAGUAGGAGAUUUGGAUGAGAUCAGUGACGUGACAACAAAACUCAAGUCCUCACUGCAGGAAAUGGAGCAAAGAUGUCCCCAGCUGAAUAAACAAAUCACUGCAGCGCAGAACCUAAAAAACAAAACCAACAAUCCUCAGACACGCGCUACUAUCACAGAUCAGAUUGAGAACUUACAAGCUCACUGGGAAGACUCACACACCAAAAUGAUGGAGCGGCUUCUUCAACUACAGAAAAUGUAUAAAGACUCCAGUGAUUGGCUAGAUGCCAGAAAAAGAGUGGAACCUCUGAUUAAACAAGCCAGUGAAAUCCUGGAAGCCUCUCAAAGUGCUGAUGAUUUCAAGAAACUUGGCAAGAAUAUACAACAGUGGCAAGCUCAAGUAGAUAUCACCAACGGGCUGGCAAAUAACCUUCUGACUCAUUAUGCAGAUGAUGACACAAGCAAGGUUAAACAGCUGACUGAGAGCAUGAACAUGGGUUGGGCCAACAUCAAAAAACGGGUAGGGGAUUCAGAGACAGACCUGGAGGCUAGACUACGGCAGCUUCAACACUUUCAGAUUGACCUGGAAAAGUUUAUGAAUUGGUUAACUGAGGCAGAAACUACAGCCAACGUCCUGCAAGAUGCCACAUACAAAGAGCGUCUUCUGGAGAACCCAGCUACAGCCCGCCGCGUAUUAGAGCAAUGGCAGGACCUCCAGAGGGAGAUUGAUGCCCACACAGACACUUACCAUUCAUUAGAUGAAAAUGGACAGCGUAUAGUGGCGUCUCUGGAAGGUACAGAAAAUGCAGUAGUGCUUCAGAAACGACUUCACAACAUGGGACAGAGAUGGCAAGAACUGAACCAAAAAGUCAUUAGUGUCAGGCCUCACUUGGAUGCCAGUAUUGAGCAGUGGAAGCACUUUCACAUGUCCUUGCAAGAGCUGCUUCACUGGCUCCAGUUUAAGAAGGAGGAGCUGGACCAGCAGAAACCAGUGGGGGGGGAUGUAGCAACUGUGCAUCAGCAGCUGAUCACACAUAAGGCCUUUAGGAGGGAGCUGAGCACUAAAGAGCCAUCGAUCAGUGGAGCUCUUGAGAGUGUGAAGAGUUUCCUGAAAGAGAUGCCGAGUGAAGAAGCUAAACAGAGGCCUGGUCAGAGAGAAGAAAGAGUUCAAAAUGUGGAGCGCAUUCUGCGCAAGGAGGCAGAAGAUGUGACGACACAGUGGAGGGAGCUGGGCAUAGCUGCUGUUGAUUGGCAGCAACAGCUGGAGUUGGCUUUGGAGAGACUGAUGGAACUUCAAGAUGCACAGGAUCAGUUAGAUUUCAAGCUUCAGCAGGCUGAGAUGAUAAAGGACUCAUGGGAUCCAGUUGGAGACAUACUUAUUGACAACCUGAGCAAACAAAUGGACACUGUUAAGGCGUUUCAGGAAGAGAUAGCUCCCAUUCAGGAAUAUGUAAACCAAGUCAACACACUUGCUUCUACAUUCAGAAGUCCUGGUAUUCAGCUCUCACACGACAACCUGAACAGAAUUGAUGACCUCAAUACGCGAUGGAGACUGCUGCAGAUUUCUAUUGAAGGGUAUCUGACACAUCUUACAGAGGCCCACAGAGACUUAGGACCUCAUUCUCAAAAUUUCUUACAAGCCUCUGUUCAAAGUCCUUUUGAACGCUCUGUUUCUCCCAACAAUGUCCCCUACUAUAUAAACCACCAGACGCAAACAACAUGUUGGGACCAUCCAAAGAUGGCUGAGCUCUACCAAUCUCUAGCGGAUCUGAACAACGUACGGUUCUCUGCAUACAGGACAGCGAUGAAGCUCCGACGUCUGCAGAAAGCUCUGUGCUUGGACCUGCUGGGAAUGUCAGCAGCCUGCGAGGCGUUUGAGGUCCACAACCUGAAACAGAACGAGCAGUUCAUAGAUAUCAUGCAGAUGAUCAACUGUCUGACCAACAUCUAUGACCGACUGGAGCAGCAGCACAGCAGCCUUGUGAAUGUACCGCUGUGUGUUGACAUGUGUCUCAACUGGUUGCUGAACGUUUAUGACACAGGAAGAACUGGGAAGAUUCGGACCUUAUCUUUUAAAACUGGAAUAAUCUCACUCUGCAAGGCUCAUCUUGAAGAUAAGUACAGAUUUCUGUUUAGACAGGUGGCAAGUGCCACAGGUUUCUGUGACCAGCGCCGCCUUGGCCUUUUGCUGCAUGACUCAAUCCAGAUCCCAAGGCAGCUGGGAGAAGUGGCUUCAUUUGGAGGAAGCAACAUCGAACCAAGUGUGCGCAGCUGCUUUCAGUUUGCAAACAACAAACCAGAGCUCGAGGCUUCAGUCUUCCUUGAUUGGAUGCGUUUGGAACCCCAGUCCAUGGUCUGGCUUCCUGUACUUCACCGCGUGGCAGCUGCAGAGACAGCCAAGCAUCAGGCCAAAUGCAACAUCUGCAAAGAAUGCCCCAUUAUAGGCUUCAGGUACAGAAGCUUAAAGCACUUUAAUUAUGACAUCUGCCAAAGCUGCUUCUUCUCUGGCAGAGUCGCCAAGGGACACAAGAUGCAGUACCCCAUGGUUGAAUAUUGCACUCCAACAACCUCCGGAGAAGAUGUGAGAGAUUUUGCCAAAGUGCUUAAAAACAAGUUCAGAACAAAACGCUAUUUUGCCAAGCAUCCACGUAUGGGUUACCUUCCUGUACAAACUAUUCUGGAGGGUGAUAACAUGGAAACUCCUGUUACACUCAUCAACUUCUGGCCUGUUGAUCAUCCUCCAGCAUCUUCACCACAGCUGUCCCAUGAUGAUACCCACUCACGCAUUGAGCAUUAUGCCAGCAGGCUAGCAGAAAUGGAAAACAGGAAUGGCUCGUACAUGACUGAGAAUAUUUCACCUAAUGAGAGCAUGGAUGAUGAACAUCUACUCAUUCAGCACUAUUGCCAGAGUCUCAAUCAGGGCUCUCCCCUGAGCCAGCCACAGAGCCCUGCUCAGAUCCUCAUAUCAAUGGAGGGGGAGGAGAAAGGAGAACUUGAGAGAGUUCUUGGUGAUCUAGAGCAGGAGAACAGGAAGCUGCAGGCAGAGUACGAUCGGCUGAAAAAGGCUCAUGAGCACAAGGGGCUGUCUCCACUCCCCUCACCUCCACAGAUGCUGCCAGUUUCACCUCAGAGUCCUCGUGAUGCUGAGCUGAUCGCUGAAGCAAAAUUACUAAGGCAACACAAGGGUCGUUUGGAGGCAAGAAUGCAAAUUCUGGAAGACCAUAACAAACAGCUGGAGUCUCAGCUUAAGCGGCUCAGACAACUACUGGAGCAGCCACAGACUGAGUCCAAGGUGAAUGGCACUGCCCUGUCUUCUCCUUCCACUGCCUCCCAGAGAUCUGAUACCAGCCUGGCCUCAUUGCGUGUGGCCGCAAGCCAAACCACAGAGACAAUGGGUGGUGAUGAGCUGCCCAGUCCCUCCCAGGAUGCAAGCACUGGAUUAGAAGAAGUGAUUGAGCAUCUAAAUCAUUCUUUUCCUCAUUGCAAAGGCCCAGGGGCUAACAUGAGAGGUCUAAUCCAUACGAUGGAUAACACUGGAUUGGCCAUGGAGUCAUUGGAUGGUGUAUUGAGAGAACAGCAGGGUUUAGACUGAAAACAUUGUCUCCUUAUGUGCAUGCUUUUGUAGUGUAAACAGCUGGACAGGAUAUGUUUACAAUGUGAAAUCAAUAAAAAUAUAUUUUUCUGAAGGAUCAUUGUUCCAAAUGAUAGAUUUCAGUAGUUUAUUAUAAAUAUAGAAUUGCUUUAUUAUGAAAUGAAACAGGCUUUUAAUCUUCUAUGCAAUUGUUUAAAAAUGGAUAUGUAAGAAAAAUGUGUGAUAACCUGUAACACUGUGUCCCAUUUCUUUGUACAAAAUGGUGGGCACAUUUUAAGUGAUUUAUCCUAAUGAGUGAUUGGUUAUAAAUAUAAAGGGUGCUUUAUCAACUAAUUUUGUUUGUAACACGUAACAAAUGCACAUUAAAACUCUGCUGUGUGUGA
Astyanax mexicanus (Mexican tetra) is the source of this 11281-nucleotide messenger RNA. RefSeq names its product dystrophin (gene dmd). The coding region runs from base 120 to 10898 and encodes 3592 amino acids. Gene Ontology annotation, molecular function: protein binding; zinc ion binding. Gene Ontology annotation, biological process: synaptic signaling. The record is from RefSeq and is a predicted model, not a curated record. The transcript has 78 exons. NCBI's taxonomy places the organism in Eukaryota, Metazoa, Chordata, Actinopteri, Characiformes, Acestrorhamphidae. Gene Ontology annotation, cellular component: plasma membrane.